Messenger RNA from Neltuma alba, 1957 nucleotides. RefSeq names its product STE20/SPS1-related proline-alanine-rich protein kinase-like. The transcript has 17 exons. Gene Ontology annotation, biological process: protein phosphorylation. The record is from RefSeq and is a predicted model, not a curated record. Gene Ontology annotation, molecular function: ATP binding; protein serine/threonine kinase activator activity; protein kinase activity. The annotation marks the transcript as partial. NCBI's taxonomy places the organism in Eukaryota, Viridiplantae, Streptophyta, Magnoliopsida, Fabales, Fabaceae.
UUCGAAGCUAAAGUGUUUUGACUUUCGUUUUCGUUUCUUCCUCUUCCUCUUUGUUUUUUUCCCUCUGAAUCUUUUUGUCUGAGAGAUGAAGGAUACGGAGAAAAAGAAGUACCCCAUUGGCCCUGAGAAUUAUGAACUACUCGAGGAGAUUGGCCAGGGGGUAAGUGCCCACGUACAUCGUGCUCGUUGCAUUACUUUUAAUGAGAUCGUUGCCAUAAAAAUCCUGGAUUUUGAGCGAGAAAACUGCGAUCUGAAUAAUGUUUUUCGUGAAGCACAGACCAUGACCUUGGUUGACCACCCUAAUGUCCUCAAAUCACACUGCUCCUUUGUUAGCGAUCAUAAUCUAUGGGUUAUCAUGCCAUAUAUGGCUGGUGGUUCGUGUCUUCACAUAUUGAAAGCCGCCUACCCAGAUGGCUUUGAGGAGGUUGUAAUAGCAACAAUAUUGCGAGAGGCUUUGAAGGGUUUAGAGUACCUUCAUCAUCAUGGCCAUAUACAUAGAGAUGUUAAAGCCGGGAACAUUCUAAUUGAUGCGCGCGGUGCAAUCAAGCUGGGGGAUUUCGGUGUAUCUGCUUGUCUUUUUGAUUCAGGUGACAGGCAACGUACAAGGAAUACAUUUGUGGGGACACCUUGCUGGAUGGCACCUGAAGUCAUGGAGCAACUGCAUGGUUACGACUUCAAAGCAGAUAUGUGGUCUUUUGGUAUAACAGCACUGGAGCUUGCCCAUGGUCACGCUCCUUUCUCAAAGUAUCCUCCCAUGAAGGUACUUCUUAUGACAUUGCAAAAUGCACCGCCUGGCCUUGAUUAUGAACGAGAUAAGAAGUUCUCUCAGUCAUUUAGGACGAUGAUUGCUAAAUGCUUGGAAAAAGAUCCUUCAAAACGACCCACUGCAAGCAGUUUGCUAAAGAAUUCCUUCUUUAAGCGAGCUCGCUCUAGUGAUUAUAUUUCGCGAACGCUUUUGGAGGGGCUGCCUGCAUUAGGUGAUCGCAUCAAAGCCCUAAAGAGGAAAGAAGAAGAUAUGCUUGCAAAAGAACAAAUUCCUGAUGGGCAGAAGGAGGAAAUAUCACAGAAUGAAUACAAGCGAGGAAUUAGUAGCUGGAACUUCAAUCUUGAAGAUAUGAAAGCUCAGGCUUCAUUGAUACAGGAUUUUGAUGAUGCAAUGUCUGAAAUCAAUCCAGGAGGAAGUUCGAAUUCCACAUCACCAAAUGAUGUGCAAGAGAAGCAAUCACCACGUGCAAACCAAUCUCAACUUACUGACAUGGAAGAUAACGACGAGAUGCGAAAUCAAUCAGCUCCUGUGCCUGCAGUAGAUUUCACAACAACUGAUGCCAAGGUUAGAAGUGAAAAAUCUAAUGAUGCCUCUAUCACCAGUUUAAGCCAUGAACACAACUUAUCACAGAGUGCUUCACCGCGUCUUGAAGAUCAUGUAGUGGACCAUAAUUUUAGUGAAAAAUGUGAUGUGGAGAAUGGGGGAAGACAGGUGGAGCCUACUCAUUCUUACCACAGAAGAUGUUCAUCAAGCAUCUUACCUGAAGUUACUCACACACCUGCUCGUGGGGAAAUAGAGAAGAUACAUAAUCUGUCCCAUAGCGUUUCAAGUUGCAGUGCAACAACAGUACCACAGUCAGGAGAAGCUGCAAAUUUGGACGACACUGAUGAGAAAGUAAAGGUGCCAGUUGUUCAGCAGAGAGGACGUUUUAAGGUUACAUCUGAGAAUGUUGAAUUAGAAAAGGUGGCCCCAACUCCUAUUCUGCAAAAGAGUCAAAGCAUGCAGGUUAUUAGCUCGCACAAUGUAACUCCUCUACCUUCAAUUUUACCACUAUCAACGACAUCCCAGGCUACACCAACAAAUGUUUCUGGUUCUUCGCUUUACCAAUUAUUGCUUAUUAUCAUAUCUGUCAAUCGUGCAGUUGAUGGAGCAUCUAACCAAUCACCGGCUUCGGCAAUGGAGAAAUCUUUG